GGCGCCUCCGCCACGGCCGAUCUCCGCGGCGACCUCCUCGCGGGCGCCUCCGCCACGGCCGACCUCUUUGCCCCGUCCUCUUCACAACGCCUCACCGUUGAGUGCGCCGUCGCCGUCCCGAGCCUCGACGACGGGUGCGGCUGCCGCGUGGAGGAGCCCACCCUCUUCUACAUGCCCCACUGCGAGGCGUCGCUCUACGACGCGCUCAUCGCAGCCAACUGGGAGCCCCGCGCUCAGCUCCGCCGGUACGCUGUGCAGGCGGAAGAGAACCGCUCGGGAUCCGCCGCCAAGGCCAAUCUUGUCCUCAAGGCAGGGCGGUUCGCGUGGAAGCAGCGGAUCGACGAGGCCGGGAAUGUGGACGACGAGGACUGGUUCGCCCGUGCGUUCAACGAGACGAGCUGGCAUUUCUUCGAGGUGGACGAAGCCGUCGACCAGAGGACGGAGAUAAGUUCCCAAGCUUUGUCCUUCGAGAAAUUAUCACUGUAACCCAAUGUAUUGCUUGAUUCGAGAUGCAUUUGCAGAUUCAGGGUUGGCAUCCUCACAAAAUUUAUCACUGCAAUUCUGUGAUUGUAUACUAGUAUUUGGUUGGAGAUGAAUUCACAGAUUCAGAGUUAGCAUCUGAGCUUAAUUUAUCACUGUAAUUCUAUGAUUGUAUUACUUGAUUGGAGAUAUAUUCAAAGAUUCAGAGUUGGCAUCUUA
Molecule: messenger RNA, 699 nt
Organism: Triticum dicoccoides
Lineage: Eukaryota; Viridiplantae; Streptophyta; Magnoliopsida; Poales; Poaceae
Product: protein SENSITIVITY TO RED LIGHT REDUCED 1-like
Exons: 1
Cellular component (GO): cytoplasm; nucleus
Source: RefSeq, a predicted model, not a curated record